ACAGCAAAUGAUCAAAGGACAACCUGACUGACAGUCACUGAGGCUUCGGGACAGUCGGUCUCCGGUUGACUCCUCAAGCUUCUUUUAAAUGAGUGUAGUUUAAAAACGUACAAGUGGGAUUUUAGUUAACUUAAUUACACCUAAAGACAAAUUUCUUUCCUGCAGAUAACAUUUUGGACUUGAGUUUGGAGGGUUCUUUUUCAGUUGGAAGAGAACUGAAUGUAGGGGGUCUGUGAAGAACAGAAGGUAGCUCAGGGUAGGUUUCUUAAGGCUUUAGGAUUAAAUAUAUCAAGACUCUACCAUAAGGAGUGGAGUAGAGAAGCAAGAUGGAGGAACUGAAAUUCAGAGGCAAGAAACGAGAGGGAAGACACAGGGAUACAUGGGAUCCAUUCCAGUUAAACCCAAUAGGAGCCGAGAAGGAAUCUAAGGAAACAUGUCUCAAAGUGGCCCAGUACCUGGCGGCUGUCUUUGUGGGGAUGGCGGUCUUGACCAGUGCUGUUGUCUCAAAGGGCUGUCUCUUGGUGUUGUCAACUAUGUCCAGUCCAACCUCCAUGCGCAGCCCGAAGGAGAAACAGUUCUACAUGCUGAUGUUGGUUUUCUGCCUGAUCUUCCCCAACUUCCUGGUGUUUUUGAAAUCACUGUGGAGGUGUGCCUUCAAGAGCUUCGUACAGCCAAAGAUGAAGACCAUGUCAUUUAUCUGUGCCAUUGAGUGCUUGGUGUCUCUUGGUACUUCCAUCCUGGUGCUGGUCGUUAUGCCUCAGUUUGAUGUGCUGACUAAUCUCUUCAUCAGCGGAGGAGUUUGCAUUGUGUCUGCCAUUCUGCAGAUCAUUUACAGACUGCAGGGGGACAAAUGGAAAAUCCUGUUCCCAAUCUGCUCGCUCAUUCUCACAAUCACAGGUUACUGCCUCCUGGGGGUGGACUACUAUGUUCGUGUGUCAUCAUAUGUGGAUCGACAGGGCGCAGACUGCUUUGUGUACGUUGCGAUUGGGAUUUUCUCUUCACUCCUCAUCUCCCUCUGCUGGUGGGAAAAUCCACUGCAAGCUACUAAUCGCAUGCCGGAAUCCUUGAAAGACAUGGAUGGUUACAGGGACUUUGUGUUUGUCAUCAGCAGUAUUCUGAGGAUAAUAGUGAUAGGAGGAGUAUACCUGAUCUACCAUGUGCUAAUUGAGAAAUCCAUUACCUGGUCGGACUUUAAUCUGCAGAAUGAGGACUGGGAAUUACUGCAAAUAGGACUGGUGUUGUUUUUCUUGCAGGCAUUCUGCUCUGCAUCCUGCCACUGGUUUGGUGUGGUGGCCUGUAAGAUUCAUGCGGUCAGGAUGAGCUUUGCGCUGCCAGUGUGCUGCACGGGACCUUCAGUGCUUCUGUUGGGAAUGGUACUUUUCGUAACUCAGGCGAAACAACUGGACGGGGCACAGCACGGGAGCAUCACAGAGUUUUGUGAAAGCUUGAUCCACUUGAGCCAUAAAAACACCACCCCUGUGGUUUUACUGGAAAUCACAAGGAGCAUUUGUCGAACUUCACUCAACAGCUACUACUUGCAAUGGCCAUUUUCCAUGCUGGCACUGGAGGGAGUAUGCAUGUGGUCAGGCUUUGUCACAUGUACCUACUACGUAUGGAAGAUCAAGGUCCAGCGUAUAGAGAGAACCUCUCAGCUGUUUGUUCGUCGCCUCUAUGAAUCUGCUUUCAUCGACCUGUCUCUGCUACUCAACACCAAGAUGAAGGUGCCACGGGCCCAAAGCCAAGAGAGUCAAGAUGACAUGCAGAAAUGUGUGAUCUAUCUGUGUGCCACCAUGUGGCAUGAGACCUAUGAUGAAAUGCUGAAAAUUCUCACCUCCAUGUUCAGGUUGGACCGCUAUCGAGGUGAUCCUAAGGAGGAUCACAACGAUUGUUUUGACUUUGAGAGUCACAUUUAUGUAGACGAUGCCUACAUGACGGAUAAGGGCACCAACCAAAGGCUGGUUAACUCUUAUGUCACUGACUUGAUCCAUGUUGUCAUUGAAGUGUAUAGGGUGUUUACCAAUAAAGAAGCAGAUGACGUGUCGAUUAUUGACACUCCCUAUGGUGGCAGGCUGAUGUUUGUUAUGCCACAAGGAAACAUGCUCUAUAUUCAUCUAAAAGACAAAGACCUAAUCAGGAACAAGAAAAGAUGGUCCCAGAUUAUGUAUAUGUACUAUCUACUCGGCUGGAAGGGCUACAUCGUCAAGAACCCUCAGAAGAUCACACACCACAACAACCCAACGAGAGACAGUAUGGUCUCUAUGAAUGGAGAGAUUUUUCUGCUGCCUCAGCAUGACAAUGACUUCAAGAGAAAAUUCAUCUCAGAUGACAACACCUACAUCCUGGCUCUGGACGGAGACACAGACUUCCAACCCAAAGCUGUGAUUCUGCUUGUAGACAGAUUGAGGAUGUAUCACACUGUAGGUGCAGCAUGUGGUAGAAUCCAUCCAACCGGAAUGGGUCCCAUGGUGUGGUACCAGAAGUUUGAGUAUGCAGUGGGCCACUGGCUUCAGAAGACAGCAGAGCACGUGUUUGGCUCUGUGCUGUGCAGUCCAGGAUGUUUCAGUCUGUUUAGAGGAUCGGCCAUAAUGGAUGACAAUAUAUUGAAAAGAUACACAACAACUUCCAAGAGAGCUUCAGAAUACGUGCAGUAUGACCAAGGAGAGGAUCGUUGGCUGUGUACUUUGUUACUGCAACAAGGGUGGCGUGUUGAAUACAAUGCUGCAUCAGAUGCUUACACCAACUCACCAGAAGAGUUCAAGGAGUUUUAUAACCAGAGGAGACGAUGGGGACCAUCUACACUGGCCAAUACACUGGACCUUCUGCACAGUGGUGGAGACACAGUGAAAAAGAACUCAUCCAUCUCAAGGAUCUACAUUUUCUACCAGAUGUUCACAGUUGGUUCAUCCAUCCUUGGUCCAGCCUCUGUGACUCUCAUGAUAGCAGGUGCAUUCCAGUUUGUCUUCCAAAUUGCCGGUACACUUUCGAUCAUCAUCGCAAGCAUUCCUCCGGUGUUCUACGUCAUCGUCUGUUUUAUAGCCAAGUCAAACAACCAGAUUACCAUCGCUGCCAUCAUGAGUGUGCUGUAUGCGUUCCUCAUGACUGCAUCCUUGUUUUCUAUAAUCGGUGACAUGGUGAUUCAGGGCACCUUCCUUACCCCGACAGGCCUGUUUUUGAUUUCUAUGACAGUCAUGUACGCAGUGACAGCUUUACUCCACCCAGAGGAGUGUGCGAAUAUUAUCUAUGGCCUGAUGUACUUCAUCUGCAUCCCCAGUGGAUAUCUCCUUCUGACCAUCUACUCACUGGUUAACAUGAACAACGUGUCCUGGGGCACAAGGGAAACCAACAAGGGAGAAGGAGAAGUGAAGAAGAACCAUAACAUGCUGUGUGACAGAAAUUGCAGACUCUGCUGUUGGGACAUGAAGAUACAGAUAACACAGGAAACAGAGAGUCUGAUGCUCCGUCAGAUCACGGGCCAGACUGCAGAGCAAGCCCCUCCUCUUCCCAUCACCAGCCAGGACGCAAUAGCUCAACAGGGAGCUGAAAAGGUGGAGCCUCAGGCAGAAAUCUUCACAACCAAAGACGAAGGUGAAAAACCCAACAAGGCGGAGAAAAUCAAUGACGCUGCUUCCUGCAGCAGUGAUGACAGUUUCAAGAAAAGGAGCCUAACAGAGAGUGCAUCCGACCAAGAGGAUAUUGAGGAAGACGACGACGCAAUGACUGUUGAGGAGGUCCCAAUCAGAGACUGGGUAUGGCCGGUAAAACAAGAGUUUUUGAAGAAACUGACAUAUGCAAACCUGAAGAAAAAUCUGCAACAACAAAUACGAUACGCGCUCCCUGAAAAAAGUGAAGAAGAUGUGUGUGAAGAGCUGGUCCUUAUGUUGACAGAUACUCUUAAUCAAGAGCUAGGUAACGUGGGGCCUGAAGAUAUCCUGUCAGAAAGCAAGAUUGACGAAUUACAACACGCACUGGAAGAGCAUGGUCGGCGUAUCCUUAAAACCAGUAGAAUGGAGCUGUUGCAAAGGAAAGUUGCCGUUGCCAUCAAGAAAACACUCACUGCCCCGCAAGUGCGAAAACUUGAUGAGGGUGAGCUCGACUUCUGGAACAAGUUGAUUGAACGCUACUUGACGCCUAUUAAGGAAUCUCAAGCCCAUAAGGAUGAGGUCACCAGAGAACUCAAGUCGCUACGCAACAAGGCUGUCUUCCUGUAUUUCAUCAUCAACGUGCUGUGGGUAGUAGCUACCUUCUUCCUGCAGGCCAUAGGAAAUGAUGUAAUCAGCAUCAAGAUCCCUAAGUACUUUCCGAACGGGACAGAAUCUGGAGAAAUCCUCAAGGUUGAGCCUCUCAGUUUGAUGUUCCUGUUGUCUUUUGCUGUUCUUCUCCUUGUCCAGUUUCUGGCCAUGUUAUAUCACAGAGUCUACACUCUGAUCCACGUAGUGUCCUAUAGCAGCACAGAGCAAGACUACAAACAGAAAGUCAAGGUGAAGGACACGGAUGAUUAUGAAAUGACUCUGGAGAACCACUCGGCCACUGGACUCCACGUUACCGUUGACGAUCUGUAGUCCAUAAAAACCAACCGUCACCAGUGAAACCCAGCAUCUAGACUGCAUUUCACAAUGCAAUCAAAGCAUUACAUUUUAAUAACUAAACAGCAGAGAGAACAGGAAAUCAUCUUGCAUUCAGCAGUAAGACUUGAGUUGCAACAGGGAAAGCAAUUUGAACAAAUCCAAUGUUUGUUUGUUUUUAAAUGAGGAAAUAUUUUAGGUGUAGGUUUUACAAAAUGUGAUCUUAGGUUGGAGUGUUUUCCUUGAUCAUGUGCUUCAUUUAAUGGUAUUUGCUUUAUUUAUUGCAUUCUAGUGUGGUGGAAAACAUCGUUAAUUGAAUAUCCUUAAACUAAAUUAGAAGUUUGAUGAAUAUUCUUUUUUUUUCUUGAGUGCCUGCUUCAGAAUCAGUUUUUAUUAUUUACAAUUGUUAAAAGGUGUUAUUUGCACAUAAUUUAUUGCAAGAAAUACUUGUUUAACCUCACAUUUUAUACUCUGAAUUGUUUCUGGUGUAAUUUGUAGCUUUGUGUUACUCUUUUAAUAUUGUCUGGAUUGUAUCAGUGUUUAUACUGUUUGUAUACCGAUUUGAAAGAUGCACUUUAGAGGGAUUGAAUCUUACAGCAAAGGUUUAUGUUAACCUCACUGGAAUGCUUCUGAAUCAAUUGAAAUGAAUGUAUUGUAAAACAUAAACCUGUAAGCAAUAAAUGUAUUCAAAAUCA
This is a messenger RNA of Eleginops maclovinus (Patagonian blennie), 5257 nucleotides long. It is a transcript of the gene chs1, whose product is annotated as chitin synthase 1. The transcript is spliced from 35 exons. The record is from RefSeq and is a predicted model, not a curated record. Gene Ontology annotation, molecular function: chitin synthase activity. Lineage: Eukaryota; Metazoa; Chordata; Actinopteri; Perciformes; Eleginopidae. The coding region runs from base 327 to 4559 and encodes 1410 amino acids. Gene Ontology annotation, cellular component: cell periphery; cell septum.